This is a messenger RNA of Durotheca rogersii, 1799 nucleotides long. RefSeq names its product glycosyltransferase family 25 protein. Lineage: Eukaryota; Fungi; Ascomycota; Sordariomycetes; Xylariales; Xylariaceae. The record is from RefSeq and is a predicted model, not a curated record. Bases 415 to 1683 code for a protein of 422 amino acids. The transcript has 2 exons.
AAUGCAUCUUGCCGUACGCGCUCUAUGUAGGUACGUAGGCGGUAUGUUUUGAAGUAGUAUUUAAUCGACAUAAUACCUACUUACCUUAUACUUACCUUAUACCUACCUGCCUAUUAACACGGCUUGCCCUUAAACGAGUGAGCAUGUUAAUCCCUCGCUCUUAUCCUCCACCACGAAACACAAAUUGAUGUGUAGCCAUUGUUAUGGCAGAACACCUCCAGGGAUGUGAGUGCUUAGGCGUUUCGUCAGCAUCGCUAUGCGAUUUACCCAGCUCCUUUAUCCGCGGGCUAAGUGACGGAAAGUAACGUACAGAGCCAGACUAUGCGACACGGUGUCUCUCUCGUCUCGAAGCCCAUAAAGCCCAUCUUAUCUCGCUUCCACACGCCUUCUCCAGACUUAGGCUGACGAGGCAGUAUGAGAUGUGUUCCUUUUGAGCCUUCAUUUGCGAUGCUAUCACGCCGUAGAGGUGUUAUAGCUAUAUGCAUCUUCGCUUUACUCCUCUACGUGUACUGGCGGAGGCUGGCGGGCCCCAACACUCCGGAGGGACUCCUCUCCUCGGCCACAAGAGACACGUUCAAUGAUACGUUAGGUUUUGAAAAAAUAUUUGUCAUCAAUCUACUGUCGCGAGCGGAUCGCCGACAUGGCAUGGCUCAAGCUGGCGCCGCCAGCAAUCUCACUUUCGACUGGAUUGAUGGUAUUCCGGGUAGCCAGUUUCUAGAUGACACAUCACUAGCAGCUGGAGAGGGGCAUUCGGCUGGAGCUAGGGGCUCCUACAUGUCCCACAUGAAAGCGUUAAAAGCCAUCACGAGAGAGAAUUUGGGGAGUGCACUGAUCUUCGAGGACGAUAUCGACUGGGAUGUGCGCCUGAAGUCACAACUUGAUACGUUCGCGCGGGCUUCCAGGACAUGGUUAAGGGAAGCAAACCAGGAACGGCAGCAGGUCGAGCUGUGGAAAUCCGCCCCGUCCUUGUUCGUGGGGAAGAGGGGUAGCGAAAGCGCCAGCAUGAGGGAGCCUGAGGGAGACAAGAUGGGGGUUCGCCCGGGAGUCCAAUCUAUCUAUGGGGACGGCUGGGACGUCCUGUGGCUCGGUCACUGCGGUGCUGACUUUCCCGACGAGCAGUCUCCAGCUUCGCCUUUGAGAAUCGUCGUCCCAAAGGACGAGACGGUCCCGGCUCCUAAACAUCUCAAGCCUCACCCGUUCGCUCUACGAGACAAGCUGGGCGAGAUAUAUCCCCCGCAUACGCGAGUCGUCCAUGCCGUCGACGGGAAUGUGUGUACCCUGGCUUACGCGGUAAGCCACCAGGGAGCUCGUAAACUACUGCGGGAAUUCGAUGCCAAGUUCGACUCUCAGUGGGAUUUGAUACUACAGAAAUGGUGCGACAGGGGACACGCCUCGAAUACGACACUCCCGAUAGAUCCGAAGCCGGCGAGUAGUGGCGAGUCUGAUCAACCACGACCAGAAGCCAAUCCGAUCUGUCUUACCGUGCAGCCGCCUCUAUUCAGUCAUCGGUAUGUCAGAGAGGGGACCUCCAAUAUCCAGGGUCAAGGUGGUGGGUUUGCGCGAGGUGUAGGGACUCCAUAUAUAAGAUUAAGUGUACAUGAUAAUUUGGAGAAGCUGAUGAAGGGUGUGCGGGAGACGGAAAUGAUCGACCAACUGGCUGACGACGGGGUGGCGAUCUGGUAGUGAAGGAUGGGGUACGGUAUGGACUUGCAGACAGGGUAAUAUUUCACAAAAAGACUGGGAACGGGUAAAGUACGCUGCGAUACAUGCAUUGGAAAUUACGUAGGUAUAUAACAACG